Limulus polyphemus (Atlantic horseshoe crab) is the source of this 9302-nucleotide messenger RNA. RefSeq names its product tankyrase-like protein. The record is from RefSeq and is a predicted model, not a curated record. NCBI's taxonomy places the organism in Eukaryota, Metazoa, Arthropoda, Merostomata, Xiphosura, Limulidae. Gene Ontology annotation, molecular function: NAD+ poly-ADP-ribosyltransferase activity; protein binding. The transcript has 55 exons. Bases 690 to 8096 code for a protein of 2468 amino acids.
AGGAGACCGCUACUCAAGCUUGGCUCUGUUUCACAAACUCCCGCCACACAAUUUUCAGUUGUGCAGGCGUGAGACAAAAAUUUAACUAAACGGAAAUUAUUUUGAGGGAUGUAAGUUUUUAGUUUUAUUCUGUUGGUUACAAAAUAGAUCCAUACCUUUGUAGUUUUUGCUGGCUUUCAUUGUUUGUUUAAAUGUGCGUGUAGGAUAACGUUUGUAAUCUUGGCUAUAUACACCAAUCGAUCGUCAAAAUUUGAGAAUAUUGCCACCAGUCUGCGGGACCCAGUUUUCUAAGCCUAACUGACACAAGUGAAGACAGCUUGUAUUUUGUACGUUCGGGAGUGCUGUAAUCGACAUGAACCGUUGCUUGGCCGCGUUGGGGGCAUGACGCCGAGGAAACAUGGCUGACGCUCGUCAGUACUCAGUUGUGUAGGAAUAGGAUAACUGUUGUUGUCAGGUUGUUUUGGAAUGCUCCAAGAAUUUUUGUUAUAGAGGUUGCAGUAAUAAUCGCCAAUUUUGUGAAAAGUUACUGUUACUUGUAAGGAGACUUUGAUUUUAUAAAGGUGUACUUUGCCAAGUAUUUUGAAGUUUGGAUUUGAAAAUCGUGUUCCUAAAUCACCAUUUGAGAAUUGAAACAGAGGGACAGGCAAAAGCAGUUGGGGAAACAAACAACAAGACGAAGUACACGAAUCAUGGACCAGCAUUUGGAAUCCAAUGGCUGUGAAGAUGGUCCCAUUCCACUAAAUGUGACAAAUCACUCAGAUACUACACAGGAAAAGACUAAGAAGUCAGAUCGGCAGCCAUCUAAACACUCAUCGUCUGGUCGGCACGGACCUGCUCGUCCUCGAAGACAGGCUCCAGCUAUUUCUGCUAGCAUUCUUCUACCUCCUCCAGGUUCUCCACCAGCUGAGAGAAGACCAACUCGACACUCACCCUCCUCGCCAGGACAAACACAUUCUGUCACAUCUUCUGUUGAGAAAAAACCUCAAAAAGUUGCCACCUCUUCACCACCUCUUUCUCUGCCAUCUCAACCAUCACCAAACAAACACAUUUCACAGUGUUCUCCUACUGCAUCUAAUGUUAUACUCACCCAAAUCAUGUCUCUAAACAAGCCAGAGGUAACAACUAGUCCAUCCAAAUAUGCUCGCCAAUCACAGCCUUCUUCUUCUAAAUUAUCUCUGUCCACACCAGAAAGGAAAAAGCGGAAACGACAUCCACAAACAGUCAUGGAUCCCAUCCCAUCUCACUCAAAUAAAAGAAUUCGUCUUCAGUAUCAGCCAUUCCAGUCUCCUGCACCAAUAAGUCCUAUUCCUUCCAUUUUUCGACAACAUCCAGCUAAAUCUCCAGAUGACAAAAUUGUACUUUUUAACAAGGGAGAAUUUCUAGCUGUACGCAACGAAAAUGGUGGAUUCUUUGUGUGUCGGGCAUCUCAGAAUGUGUAUAAAAGCAGUAAACGAUUCAAAAUCCAGUGGCUGAGUAAUGACAACAACACUAGUGUUUACACCCCAGAUUUCUUUGACUUUACUGAUUUUGAAUGUGUGUUGACAAACUUAAGAAUGAAUGAGUGGCAAAAAAAAGAACUGAUACUUCCAAGUGAUGAAAGGAAACGCACAUUGAAUAUUUUGCAAAGGGCAUUAAAUGUGGAAAGUGGUAUGGAUAUUCCAGACCCUCGCCAGCUUACAAUGGAUGGAGUUGAUGUAUCCAUUGUGGGUAAAGAAGACCUAGGCAGCCCAAAAAGUGGACUGACUCAAAAAACUAACAAAUCUAGUGUCCAGAAGGGACGAGGGCGACCUAAGAAGAGUAAAACAGAAGAGGAGGCUUUGAAACAGAAAAAUUUGCGUUCAGCAGACUCAGGAAAGAAACCAAAGACAAUUACAGCCAUUAAAACAAAAGUUAGAGAACCUGCCAAAAUGCGAUUUAAGGCUGCUCGUGUAGUGAAAAAAGAGGAAAAUAAAGACCCUAGAACUCUUCCAUUAUUAAGACCAAUGACUAAAAUUCAGAGAGAGCGAUUACAGCCCAACCCAAAGAUUAAGGUUCAGGAGAAAAGUCCAAUGUUUGAAUCGGGGGAACCUCUACCUUAUGUGUCACCUAUAACUUACAGUAAAUUGAUUAUCCGAGCAGUUCGAUUGAAAGACCAUCAUCUACUCCAGUCUUUAUUAUCAGACAAAGAACAUGUUUGUUCGUACACCUUAAAACAGAGUAAAGAUGUCUUGAAUGAUGCUCUGACAUAUGCUAUUGUUCAAGAGGACCAUCAAGCCAUUAGAAUGAUACUUUCAGCUGAACACAAAAACCUUGUUACCUGUCCUGAGCAUUUGCUCUCGAGGGGGAAGAUUGGGAGCUGUAACAGAUCUCUGUUUGAUCGUUCGAUCUACUCAGUAUCGAUCAUUGGAGGGUCUAGAGAAGGAAAUGCAGCUUUAUUAAAAGAUUCUGCCUAUGAACUUCCACCACAGGCAGAUGAUAUUAAAGUUAUUGAUGCCCUUUCUGCUGGUGUUUCUUUGGGUACCUUAAAUGUUCUCUGUAGUGGAAAAAAUUCAUUACAUAGUGAUAUGGAACACUUCAAGGCAGAGAAAGUAUACCCAAAUAUUGUUGUAGCCUUGAGACAUGGGCAUUGUAAAAUGGCUGGUCAGUUAAUACAGGAAUGUAUAGAGCAAGCUGGUCAUGGUUUCAGUAGCCUCCAUAGGGAUGUACUCUUGAAUGAAAGUAAGCCACUAAACGACUUUGAAGCAUCAUCAGUCCUAAAAAAUACACAUGAAAAUUCAAAGGUCACACCAAUCCAUUGCGCUGCCAUUAACCCUAAUUCCAAAUACCUGUCUUCACUGUUAUCAGUUGUUCCUCAAUGUAGCGUGGUAGAUAGUGAUGGGUGGCAACCAAUCCACUAUGCUGCCACCUGUCAGAGUACAGGCCCCCUGGAACUUCUGCUUUCAAGGAAUGUAAGUAUUUAUGAAACUGAAGCUGAAGGUAACACCCCCCUUCAUCUGGCAUGUCAGACUGGUAGACACCACAAUGUGGAGCUGCUGCUUAAGUACACCUUUUCUACAGCUCAGUCUGGUAUCGAGGAUGAAGAUUCUUCUGUGGAUAAAUUUGGUGUUUGUGGAUGUGAGAGACUGAAUAAAAAGUCAUACUCCCCAUUGCAUCUUGCCGUGCUACAUGGCCAUUUGAAUGUGGUGAAAGUCUUACUCAAAUAUUCCUCUGUCAACAAGCCAACAUCUGCUGCUGCUGAUAAAUUAACUCCUCUUAUGUUAGCUGCACAACAGGGGUAUUUACCAAUAGUAAAGUUCCUUGUGGAGAAAGGAAGAUGUCUGGUAGAAGUUAGAGACAAGAAGUAUAGGACAGCUCUCACCCAUGCUGUUAUUAAUGGUCAUGCUCAUGUGGCUUCAUACCUGCUCAGGAUUGGAGCAGACCCUAACACCAAGGACAGUUCAGGGAAUACUUUAGUCCAUUAUGCUGCUGCAUAUGGGUGGUACUACUGUUUAAAGUUGUUGGUAGUAGAAGCAGAAGCAGACCCAAAUGUGGCAAAUGAUUUGAAGGUUUCCCCACUGGCUGUGGCAUUUUUGAAAGGACACAUGGGGCUUGUUGAUUUUCUUUUGGAAAUACCCAGUGUAGAUGUGAAUGUAUACGUUGGUGAGAGUGAUAUGUCUCUAGUAAUGCACACUGUAAGGUCCAGAAUUAAUGUAACACAGCUUCAAAGGCUCAAAUUCUUGUUAGUAAAGUGCAAGAGUGACUGUAGAAAGAAAGAUCUGCUCUUUGGAAAUAAUGCUAUUCAUCACUUAGUUCUUCAGGAAGCUGAUGAAAUGAGUGCUGCAAGAAGUUUCCAACAUGAUAAGGAGAACAAAGGUGAAGAAGACAAUUGCUUAGUUUCUGAAGAACACCAGAAGAGUUUUCCAGAAGAUGAACUGGAUGAAAUGUUGCAGGAAGAAAAUCAGAGAAAACAUGAUCAGCUUGUGGAAAACAUAGCCAAGCUUCUUAUUUUUCAUGGUUGUGAUCCUAAAGAAAAGAACAAAGCAGGAGAAUCUGCCUUCUCUUUGGCUGUGAAGAAGGGCUGUCUUGUCUUAGCCAAGGUGUUUUUAGAACAUGGGUGUGAACUUACAUCAUGUGUAGGUGCUGUGGGUGGUACUUUACUACAUUCAUUCAUCCAGCAGGCUUUAGACAAAGAUAUCUCGCCAUUAUUGAAAGCUUUUCUCAGUGCGGAAAGUAAGUCACCUGAUUCCUCUCCUCGUGAACUUUUGCGCCACAUGGCCACGAGGUACAACAGUAAUGGUCGUACACCCCUGUUAGAAGCUCUGUGGUCUCUGAAGACAACAAAAAGAACUGAAUCAGUUAAACGACUUCUACACUUUAUCAAAUUUUUGCUUGAAGAUCUUUGUUCAGAUGUAUCAGCUUUGGUUAAAGAUAAGAAAACAGGAGCAGAUGUUUGUUCAGCACUACACCUGGCUGCCAAAUGUAAAGGUGGGCGAGCCACAGAAGUGUUGUUAGCCCACCGUCCACCUAUUGAUAACAGAGAUUCAGAAGGUAGAACCCCCCUUGUCACUGCUAUUGUUGCUGGAAAUUAUGAGGCAGCUGAGGCUUUGAUCAGGGCUGGAGCAGAUGUUAAUAUUUUUUCUGAUAAAGGUGAACAAAAUCUACCACCACUUCUUUUAGCAGCAAGAAAAGUGGAAUUUGCAAAACUAGUCCCCCUGUUAGUGCAACAAAAGGCUGAUGUCAAUGCCAUUAAUCCAAAGAAUGGAAACACUGCCCUUCAUUACAUUGUUGACAUGCCUGUCUCAGAUAUAGAUCUAGUCAAGGUGCUAGUUGAUGCUGGGGCAAACAUUAAUGCUCCGAACAGUCUUCUUCAAACCCCUCUUCAUCUAGCAGUGAAUAGCCAUGCAGGAGGUACAGAUGUGUCUUUAGAUGUUCAGGACUAUCUGCUGCAGAAAGGAGCUAAAGCUGAUGUGACUGACAGUUUCAGAAGAAUUCCACUCCAUUAUGCCUUCUUUAAACUUACUCGGGAGAAUAAUUCUUUCCACAAAGACCCAGUAGAAUUGGUGGAUCUCCUGACCAGAGCUAUGGGAGCUUGCCCUGUUGACAUAGCUGAUAAUAAUGGACAAACACCAUUACACUUAGCUGCUACUUGUGGAGCAACCAUUUCCUGCAUGCUUCUUGCUCAGAAAAUGAAGAUACUUGACGUGAAAGAUAAAAUGGGAAACACCCCUUUAGGCCUGUCUGUGUUAAACAAACAUGAAGGUUGUGCAAUGAUGUUGCUUCAGAAAGGUGCUAGUUGUGUCCUUGAUUUAGUCCAGACUAGACCAGAAAGAGAGGAAAAAAGAACUUGGAAAUGGAACCAUGUAAAGAAAGCACCCCAGUCUCCAAUUAGACAUUCAAUUUUACAGGAAGCAGUAAGCAUAGAAUGGCAGGGAGUGUUACACCUGAUGUUAGAUCAGCUAGAAGCUGUGGGCAAAGGAUUAACUCUUGCUGUGGAGGCAGCUGUUGCAACUAGGCAUUAUCAGUUAGCUCUGAAGCUUAUUUCUCAAGUGAAACUUGGGUGGACUCUUUAUAGUGAAAAACAAACCAUGCUACAUCUUCUUGCACGAGAAGCAGAAGCUGGAAGUCAAGGAGAACUACAAGUCAAGGUAGCAAAGGCUCUGAUAGAAAAAGGUGUACCAGUUAUGGCACGAGAUGAACAUGGUUGUUCUGUGGUCACAUAUGCAGCUUUGAACUGGAAUGACACUUUGUGUCAGUAUUUCACUGAUAAAAUGGGAAUGGUGGCAGUAAUUAGAGCCGAUCCAGAUAAAUCACAACGUACUCCAUUUUCUGCUCUCUUUUGGAGAUUAGGCUCUGAACCUUUCCCAGAAGGAAUUAGGAACUGGUGUCUUAAUCUAAUAAGGUCUGGUGCAUCUCUUAACACCCUUGCACACUAUCCAGUUUGGGAAACUCCUUAUCCUGGUGUAACAUGUAACACUAAAGACGUUACCCAUUUAGAAGCUGACGCCUGUUCCAAGUUAUCUCCAUUGAUGGUGGCCAUAUUUAAACAAAAUUAUGAAGUUGUCAAAAUGUUGAUUUCAAAUGGAGCAGAUUUAAACUUUCCUGAUGAGCAACUGAGAACUCCCUUAAUGUUGGCUGUUCGACUGAAUGAUGUGAAAAUGGUGAAACUACUUUUGAACAGUUCGUAUAAUCCAGACAAUGAUUACAAACCACUGUCAGGCCAGAGCAUUGAAUUUGAGAAAACUAGUGGAGUUGACCUGACAAAACAAGACAAGAAUGGGUGGACAGUGAUGCAUCAUUUGAUAUGUCCCCAUGCUAACUUUACGUACAGUGACACAACACUUCUCUACUUGCUUGCCAAAGUAGGAGCACCCAUCAAUACUCCAGACAACACAGGUCUUACUCCACUACAGCUGGCUGUCAGCCGUCAAGCAGAAUCACUCCUCAUUGCAUUACAGGAGCUAUUAAAAGUUCCUUUCAAUGAACAGGUAAAUAGUCUAUAUAUGAAGCCUCCAAUCAAAGUAGAUGAUGGGAUGCAUAUCGAGAAACCAGCAUACUCAUAUAAGACUGAUUUCGCAGCUAUGGUCGAAAAACUGAGAAAAGAAAUUGAUGUCAAAGAACAAAAACCUGAAGUGGAUGUUCUCUCUGGUUUAUCAGAUAUUGGAGAGCUGGUUAUGGAUCCAGAUCAGAACGUUCCGUUCGAUGCCUUGUUAACUCUAGUGGAUCUAAGUUAUGGAUUAUUUGACUUUUACAAGAUGCAGAUAAUAAAACACCACAGUAGAGAGACUUACGUGUUGUUCACUCGUUGGGGACGUAUGGGAGAUGAUGGCCAAACCCAAAAAAUUCUAUUUCCUUCUUUGAAGGAAGCAGCUCAAGAGUUUCAGAAGAUCUUCCAUAAUAAAUCGGACAACAUUUGGGAGAAUUUAAAAAGUUUUAAUCCACAACGAAAUAAAUACUGCCUUGUUGAGAUGGAGAAACGUUGUCAAAAUCACAAGCACAGUAUCAAACCUAACCUUAAGACUGAUACGCCAAGCAAGCUACCAGAACCCCUUUCCAGACUCAUGGAGAGACUUAUGGAUGCUUCCCUGGUCGAGCAGUUUUCAAUGAAACUUGGAACUUCUAUUGCAUGUUUUGGUCAGUUACCAGAAGCUUUUCAGAAGGCAGAAUCUCUAUUGCAAGAAAUUAGGAAACUUAUAGAGGAGAGAAAGGAAUCUCAAGAUAUCAACAAUGCUCAAAAAAAUUCAGAAGAAAUUCUACAAAAGAUAGUGAAACUCACUGAGGAGUACUACUUCACAAUACCUAUCCAUGGGUUUGAGUAUGAAAGACUUUGUCCUCUGUAUGACACAACAUUAUUAAGAGAUCAGAUAGAAAUUGUAUACAAUCUUAGGCACACAGAACUAACAGCAGAGCUGAUGCUAGCUGCCCAGAUGAGGAAGGAGGAAAUCAAUCCCAAAGAUUAUAUCUAUCAGUGCCUAAACAGUCAGCUACAGCUAAUGGAAGAAGAGUGUGUAGAAGCCCAGCUCAUUCUUCAGUAUAUCCAUAAUACAGGAAACAUUGAUAAGAGAAAAAGAGUGGAUGUUCAAGCUAUCUACCGAGUCCAGCAAAAAGUUAGUUCAGAAUUUCUCAAGAAAAGCUCCAAAAAACAUGUACUUUUAUGGCAUGGGACUUCAAAAGAAAACAUCCUCAGCAUUCUUACUCAAGGACUGAUGAUCCCCCCUCUUGGGAUGAGAUUAACAAAGCAUGCAUUUGGAAAGGGAAUCCUUUUUGCUGAUAUGUUUCAGGAAGGUCAGGAACAUUGCUCUGCAGGAGAUGAUAAAGAAAGCACCAAGUUUAUGUUUCUCUGUGAGGUUGCACUAGGGAAGAUUUGUCAGCUGGACAUGUCCUCAAACCCCCAUCCUGAUCAAAGCUACAACACUCAUCUAGCACUAGGAACUUGGCACCCUAACCCUGCUCAGUCUAUCUCUUGGCAAGGUCGAGAGAUACCACUGGGUCCAAGUCAAGCAGAUGUUGAUUUACACCAUCAGAUCGUCUAUCGAUCUCUGAACUUCAAUGAAUAUUUGGUAUGUGAGCCUUCACAAGUGUGUAUUCGUUAUCUUGUGCAGUUCCAAGAGAAACUGGUGGGCACAUUGAAGACAGCCUAAACAUUAGUGUUUGUACAUUGGUGACGAACUCUGGUGUCACUCCUGGUAAUGAUGUUUUGUUAAAGCCGUUCAUGGUGUGAUUCAGUGUGUUGUGAAUAACUGUAUUACAGGCAGAAUAGAAAAUGACAAGGUGAACAAUUAACUUGUCACUUAUUUCACCAGAAAUUAUCCAUGAUGGAGUACACGGGGCAGCUUUUGAAAAGCUCCAUUUUUCUACCCAGAUCAAUUGAAAACCAAGGUCUACUGGUCUGGAUCUUUUCUCAUCAAGAUCAGAAUAUAGUUGUCAUUUGAUUGUAUAAUAUCUCUCACACAUUAUAUUGGCCAAUUUUCUGUUCUGUUGUUGUCCUAUCUAAGUAUUUUGUUUUUUCUGCUUAGAAAACAUGACCACUGCUACUGCACCAGUUGAUAUUUUAACCCUGUCUGUUCCAGCAUAUACAACUGUAUGUCAAUGCUUUCCUGUAGUUGAUUGAAUUACUUUACAUGAUUUUACAUCAUUAAUUUGAAAAAGGUCGUUGCAAUAUUUUAAUACAGUGAAGAGAACUUUUUUUUCACAAAAAUAUGUCAAAAGACAUUUUUAAGGCCACAUUUUACAAUUAAUAAUUUUCUGCACCUUUAAUUUAUUUAAAAUAUUGUGUAAUGAAUACAAAAUUCAUUAUUUUUCAGUCAAUAAACAGAGUAGAAUGAAGCAGCAAGAUUUGUUUUCUUACUUUUUAAUACUGUGACUAAUUUCUACUUAAGGUUUAUGUGUAAACAAAUUGGAAUUUGUGUCUUGUGCACACCUGGAACAGAGAGGGUUGUAUGGUAGGUUUAAACAUUGUUUUUAAAUAAUGCUAUACUGAAAUUUUUACACAGAAUACAGGUAUUUUAAAAUAUAUAUAUAGAGAAAUUAAGUAAAUGUGUUAAUCAAGAUUAGAGUGCAGAUGUUUACCAGAAGUAAGGUUUAAUGAUACUCUCCUAUUUCCACAAAAUUUGUAAGAAUGUCUGUUCUGUGUUAAAAUUUCAGAUUUUUUUUUUCAUUACUUUAUUGUCUGUGUAUUUCAGUGUUAACAUUAUGAGAAUGAUCAAUAUUUUAUUACAGUAUUUGUACAAUCUUUUAAUCAUCUUUCAGUGUUGUAUUCCAUAGGAAAUAUCUUGGCAUGUGAGUCCCUUCUGCUGAAGACUUUUGUAUUGGAAGUGACAGCAAAAUAAAUGCAUACAAAAGCAAGA